AUGACCUCCCUCUUCUUCUCAACCCCGCUCGACAUCGAUGUUGUUCUCGAGGAUGGCGACGAGCGCCAAAUGAUAGACACCAAGCUGGAGAAAGGCCAUCGGGAGAAAGUUCCAUUGUACAUGGACGGAGAAUCGGUCAAGGGUGCUGUGACUGUCAGACCGAAGGAUGGGAAACGGCUGGAGCACACGGGUAUUAAAGUGCAAUUCAUUGGAACGAUAGAAAUCUUCUAUGACAGAGGCAACCAUCACGAAUUCCUAUCCCUGGUUCAGGAACUCGCGGCUCCCGGCGAGCUGCAACACCCGCAGACCUUCCCCUUCAACUUCAAGAACGUCGAGAAGCAAUACGAAUCAUACAAUGGCAUCAACGUGAAACUACGAUACUUUGUCCGGGUGACGGUAUCCCGGCGCAUGGCGGACGUGAUCCGGGAGAAGGACUUGUGGGUUUACUCUUACCGCAUGCCGCCGGAGACCAACAGCCCGAUCAAGAUGGAUGUCGGUAUCGAGGAUUGUCUGCAUAUUGAGUUUGAGUACUCGAAAUCAAAGUAUCAUCUCAAGGAUGUGAUCGUGGGACGCAUCUAUUUCCUGCUCGUGCGGCUGAAGAUCAAGCACAUGGAGCUGUCGAUCAUUCGACGAGAGACGACUGGGACGCGGCCGAAUGAAUAUAAUGAAAGUGAGACGUUGGUUCGGUUCGAGAUCAUGGACGGGUCACCUUCUAGAGGUGAAACCAUACCUAUCCGUCUGUUCCUUGGUGGGUUUGACUUGACACCAACAUUCCGCGACGUCAACAUGAAGUUUUCAACCCGUUAUUAUCUGAGUCUGGUACUCAUCGACGAAGACGCCCGCCGCUACUUUAAGCAAUCCGAAAUCAUCCUCCACCGUCUGGCACCUGAGAUCCCUCCAACACCCGAGGUUGCCAGGCAGCAGCAGAUUCAGAUGCAGCAGGCCGCGGAGCAAAACCACCACCAGCUGCCACCCGGCUCUGCGACUCCAGGCCCAGGACGAGAGCACAUGAGCAAUCAACACCAAGCUGUCUCUGCUCCUGCAGCUUAG
Molecule: messenger RNA, 1050 nt
Organism: Aspergillus mulundensis
Lineage: Eukaryota; Fungi; Ascomycota; Eurotiomycetes; Eurotiales; Aspergillaceae
Product: vacuolar protein sorting-associated protein 26
Exons: 5
Coding region: 1-1050 (349 amino acids)
Biological process (GO): intracellular protein transport; retrograde transport, endosome to Golgi
Cellular component (GO): retromer complex; endosome
Source: RefSeq, a predicted model, not a curated record